Molecule: messenger RNA, 4057 nt
Organism: Penaeus vannamei (Pacific white shrimp)
Lineage: Eukaryota; Metazoa; Arthropoda; Malacostraca; Decapoda; Penaeidae
Source: RefSeq, a predicted model, not a curated record
GCUGGUUCGCCAUCGUGACGAGCGAGGGCCACACGGCGCCCUUCUUCUCGUCGGUGGAGCAGGUCGCCACCAGCAAGGUCUCCUUCUUCCUCACCAGAUACGACGUGCCCGCCUACACCAACCUCAAGGAUGCCGAGGGUCGCAUGACGUACCAGAAGACGGUGGUGCAGAGCGGGCAUGUGCUCAAGCUGAUGGGCAUCUUCGAGGACCUCAACGCCCGCAGGACCAACAGCACGGGGCGCGGGCGCGACGCCUCCAGCGUCUUCAACUGUGAUAAAUACGCCCAGUGUCUCAACUAUAGGAAUGAGGUGGUGUUCCUCCCGUUCUCGGCGUCGGGACGCUUCUACACGACGGCGCACAAGACGAGCAAGAACCCCAACCACGUGUACCUGAUGGCGCACAUCCUCAAGAACCACAAGCUGCCCCUCACCGUCAGGCUCGUGUGCGGAUACAUGCCCCGCGUCCCCUGCAACUUCACCGGAGUGCUGCGUCUGGAGCAGGCGCAGAAGGAGGCGGUGAUUCUGGCGUGCACGAUGACCGACGAGGCUCAGGCGACCCUGUUCGAGAUCGACGUGGCGUCCAACUUCGUCCUGACGCCCGUGAAGGACCCGCUGUUCCCCAAGUCGCCCAUCUUCCUCAAGACCGUCUCCUACUGCGAGGACGAGGCUGAGCCCUGGCGGCGGCAGAUCAAGGUGACUCACCAUGUGACCGAGAAGAGGUCAAGGUCAUUGACCCGAUCACUGAGUGACAAAUUCGUGGAGCCGAUGGCCAGCGUGCGGCCGCUGAGCCUGUCGUUCCUGUCGGUGGACAACGACAAGAAGAAGGGCCGCAGCCGCGACCGGUCGCGGGACAGCCGGCAGAGCGAGCCCGGCCGCGACAAGAGCCGAGAGCAGCGGUUCCGGGAGUUCCGCAGCCGCGAGAAGAGCGUCGAGAAGACCAAGUUCAAGUACCACGACUACAGCAACAGCUUCAGCGGCUUCCCGAUCGCCGAGCACAGUCUGGAGGCCAAGAAGAAGAGCUCGGACCACCGCAAGAUCUCCAAGCAGAACACGUACGUGCUGCAGAACGGGCGCGGCGGGUCCAAGCACCCGAGCGGCGGGCGAGAGCGACUCGGCGGCUACAAGAGCAGCAGCAUCAACAACAGCAUCAACAGCAACAGGUCGGUGGAGAACCUGGAGUACUCUCGCGUGGCCGACGACAUCAGCCCCAUCCCCGAGACGGAGGAGGACGUCUCCGAGAGCCACUACGCCGAGAUCUGCGACUACGGGCAGCGGGGCCGCAGGCAGGCCUUCGCCAGAGGCCAUCCUCCGCUCAGCCUCCCCAACCUCAGCUUCACGCUCGAGGAGGAGAACCACGUCCCGAGUGACGCCUCGGGCAGGCUGAGCGCGACGUUCAGCGACAGGGAGUCUAGGAGCAGGAAGUUCUCGAGCGCGAGCGGCGACUACAAGGAGAACAUCCCGCCGAGCGAGAGCGGCGUCUCCAGCAUCCACGUCAGCGCCGCCGACGGCAGCCGCGGCGAGACGGGCUCGGUCAAGGGCGGCCGCGACAGGCUCGAGAAGGACAAGGCCAACGAGGUGUACAUCAUCCGCGUGGUCGUGAAGGACCAGGAGGACGACAAGCUCUCGACCAUCUCCAGAAACAGCAAAGGAGGAUACUACAUGAAGCUGAAGGGCUUCGAGGUCCCGCAGGAGGAGAUCGGGAAGACGGUCCUCGGCGACGAAGUGAACGGAUACGACUCCAUGUGCUGAGGCGUCCCCGCCUCCUGCCGACUCCCUGUGCUCAAACAAGGACGCGCAUGCUGUGUGCUCGGAAGGUCUGAAAGUCCUUUAAGAAGUGACGUGCGCCCUUUGGAAACUGAGGAUUAGUUGCUGUUAUUGGCGUCAUGUUUUGAUUUGUGGCGUUUUAUAUCCGCAGACUUCAAGUUGACCUUCCAACCGGCCAAUGAGUUGAAAAUUCCGUCUUACAUUUCUGUGUCUCAGUUUCACAUAUACGAACUAGCCUAUGUGUUUGUGUACAUAAUUAUCCGUGGCAUGUAAGCAAUACUCUCUGUUCCUGGAAAAAAAAGUCUAGACAUUUACCUGUCUUUAUAAUUGUUUCCUGUCGUGUGGUGCGAUCUAGGCGCCCUAGAUUGCACACACGCGUGGCUGUGACGAACAUUAGUGCUCCGGGAAAAGGACGAAUCUCUCUGUGACACUAAACCUGCUCUUGAACCUUCUGCGUCAAGUUUUACGUCAUGUAUCGAAUUGUAUGUGGUGGAUGUUGCAGUAUAUUCAAGUGCUUUAAAAUGUAUGCAUGUACACAUACCUACCUAUAUACAUACAGUGUGUGUGUGUGUGUGUGUGUGUGUGUGUGUGUGUGUGUGUGUGUGUGUGUGUGUGUGUGUGUGUGUGUGUGUGUGUGUGUGUGUGUGUGUGUGUGUGUGCUGUGCGUGCGUGCGUGCGUAUGUGGCAAUACGGAUUUGAUAAAGUAUAUUACCGUUCAAUGUCAGAAGGAACAGAACAAGGUGCAAAGAUAUAUAAGCCUCUUUUCCAGUAAGUGCACUUCCACGCUACUUAUUUAUGGAAAAAAGGCAAACUAUAUCCCCAAAAGACAGUAAACAUGGAACAAAAAGACCAGUAACUUCUGUGAUGAAAUCUUAGAUGAGUAAGAAAGAACAGAUGAUGAUUCCUACAUCCUAUUUUUAGGGAAGAAGGAUGCGUGAAAUACUGUUGUUCAGUUGGAUAAACAUUGAUGCAAUGAAGCAAGAAACAAGAAACAAGUGUUUUGGAAACGGUUUUACUGAUACUUGCGUAGUUCGCACUGCGGGAUCUGUACACUGUGUUCGAAUCGUCGACCGAAGCAGCGAAUUCGCUUUAAUGAAUGAAAUGAAUGGAAAUGAAAUGCGCUCGAUUGUGUGAUGAAACAAAACACGGACUUAGUGUUUACAGUAGAUGUACAAGAAGGUUAAUUUAUAAUUUCAUAAACAACAGUGCAAUGUAGUGACCCAUGAGGUUUAGACAUUGAACAACAAAAGACAUAUAAUGAAAAGAAAAACAAACCAUAAACUAUGGAAUCAUUUCAACAAUAAUACAAAGAUGAACGAGAAGCAAAUGUAGAUUAGAAAAAGAGCCAACGUGAUGCUCUCCGUCCCGUCCUGAAUCUCUAGUCAGAUCGCCGACAAUGACCCCACGAACUGUCCCGCCCACUGACAAUCGCUGCAGACACGUGCUGGACAAUACAGGCACGUCGCCUGUUGCUCCUGGGUACAACACUGACAAAAACUUGUCUCGAGUUUGGACAAUUAGAUGGGAAAUUAUCAUUCCGAGGCAGCCAAUCAGCAUCGAGAAGCGAGUGUGCACAGCCAAUCAGCGCUCGAAAUUGUGAUUUUCUCGCGGCCAAUCAGAAUGCGCCUUGGUGUUCGGGCGAACACCCACUGUUUAUGAUUUGCUGUCUUUUUCGCCGCAAUAUCUGUAAUUUGUUCAGACCAUUCUUCUGUAUGAGUGUAAUCUGGUGAUAUAACUGGUUCGAGCUAAAAGGGCUUUUACAUUUUUUUUUUAUUAUAGUGAAUAUCCAUAAACGAAAAUAUUUAUUCUAACUAAGCGUAUGAAAAUGUGAUUUUUUUCUUUUUACUUUUUUAUACAGAUCGCAUAUUCUUGUACUAUAAAAUUAGGAAAUCCACAUCACCCUCAAACAAUUGCACUGCACAAUCAUAUCAAUCAAUAUAAGUUUUGUCAAUAAAUCUAAUGAAACCUCUAAAAAUGGUAAAUAGACUAAGUAAAGGACCAACGUGUCGCACUGCACCCACUGAACGAGGGAUGAACAUCAUCAUAUAAUCAAAUGAGGUGUUGCGUCGAUUGGGACCAGAGAAGGAGAAAAAGUGGUUCUGAAGGAAUGUUCGAAAGGUCAGGAGCGAGGUCGAGCCUUCGCACCAGGAAACAUCAUCCCCUGUAUAGGAAUUCUUGUGUAAAUGUCUCUGUAGCCCAUCUUCUAUAUUUUGAUGGUCUGCUGUCACGUUUUUAUACUGUCGGAUAUUUCGUGUUGUAUUCACAUAUGACGAAAUAAAAUAUGUAUUUCAAUU